UACUAUUUGAUAUUUAUUUUAUUUUGGCUGAGAAUAAGAUAAAUCAGCGAUAUUUGAACAAACAUUAUGGAAAAGGAAGAAAUUUGUCAAUAUUUUAAUAGCAUUAUUAAAGAUGAAAAAGAUGUUUCUGCUGGAAUGGCUGCUAUUCGUACGUUACUAAAAGUUUUGGAGUAUUCAAAAUCUGAGACGGUUCAAGAGCUUAGAUAUUGCUUGCAGAAUGCAAUAGAUGCAAUGAGAUCAACUGAAAAUCCUGUGACUGCCAUUGCAUCUGGCAGUGAAUUAUUUCUUCGUUUCAUAACUUUAGCUACAUUAGAUACUUCUUCAUUUGCAGAAUGCAAGGGUAUUAUGCUCCAUAGAGGAAAGAUGUUCUAUGAAAAAUUAGUGGCAGCUAGAGGAAAAGUAGCAAAAGUAGCAGCACAUUUUAUUGCGGAUGGUUAUAAAAUACUUACCCAUUCAAAGUCUAGAGUUGUACUGCAAGCAAUGAAGGAAGCUGUUGAAAGUAAUAAAAUAUUUGAAGUAUAUGUAACAUAUUCUUCUCCGGAUAAUAGUGGGCAAGAAAUGUAUCAAGAUCUAACAAAGUUAGGUGUAUCUUGCACAUUGAUAUUAGAUUCUGCAAUGGGAUAUGUUAUGGAACAAGUUGAUAUGGUCAUGGUAGGAGCAGAAGGAGUUGCAGAAAGUGGAGGUGUUAUCAAUAAGGUUGGCACAUAUACAAUGGCUAUGUGUGCCAAACAAGUAAAAAAACCCUUUUUUGUACUAACAGAAAGCUUCAAAUUUUCAAGAAUAUACCCAUUAAAUCAAGUUGAUGUGCCUAAUGAGUUUAAGUACACAGCGAGCACGUUAAAAAAAGAUUUACAAAAAGAACAUCCAUUAGUUGAUUAUACACCACCACGUUAUAUUAAUCUUUUAUUUACUGAUUUGGGGAUAUUAACACCUUCAGCUGUAAGCGAUGAACUUAUUAAAUUAUAUUUAUAA
Messenger RNA from Eufriesea mexicana, 972 nucleotides. RefSeq names its product eukaryotic translation initiation factor 2B subunit alpha (gene eIF2Balpha). The transcript has 8 exons. The coding region runs from base 67 to 972 and encodes 301 amino acids. The record is from RefSeq and is a predicted model, not a curated record. Gene Ontology annotation, biological process: translational initiation. Gene Ontology annotation, cellular component: eukaryotic translation initiation factor 2B complex. NCBI's taxonomy places the organism in Eukaryota, Metazoa, Arthropoda, Insecta, Hymenoptera, Apidae. Gene Ontology annotation, molecular function: guanyl-nucleotide exchange factor activity; translation initiation factor activity.